GUUUUCAUUCGAGUUUCGAGGCGCACGCAUGCGCACUACGAUGUGAAAGUCAGCCACGAUUGCCACAUCCACUUGAACAGUAUUUUUCGCGUGAUCUGGUUAUUCCGGGAGCUGAAACCAGAACUAUGGCUCAAUCGGGACACCUUUUGUGGCUCGCGGUGGUCUGCUACUGGAUUGCAUCAUUCCUAAGUGGCGCUGAUGCUCAGCAUCUGAUCGCAUACAUCUCGCAAAGGGGUCUGCAUGGGGAGAUUACCUUCCGACAGAUGAACGCCACCACGGUGGAGAUCAAGGCCAAUCUAGAGGCCACCCUGCAGUAUCCCGACCAAGUGUGGAGUUGGGGAGUUCGGCGAUUCCCCGUGGAUUACUCCAAUACAGACCCCGAGGAGCGCUGCGAACUUAGUCGCCUGGGCUCCCAAGUCUUAACCUUCGAUGAGGAUCUGGAGUAUCUUGUGCUGCCCGGAAACGAGACUUCUACGUGGGAGCGUAACAUGCAGCUGAUUGGAGAUCGGGGAAUUUGGGGCAAGGCGCUGGUACUCACGGAGGUCAACUCAAAUGCCCGCAUUUGUGCCACCAUUACCACCAUCCAGAGCUCCGUAGAGCACAUGGCAGAGGCCCGGUUCAAUACACCGGUGGCCGGAUCCGUCCACUUUCGGUGGCUGGCGCCGGCGGAAGGAGCAGCUGGGGAUACUUUGAUCUACUCCGAUCUGUACCACAUCAGGCAGCAACCCGCGGCUCUGGAGGAGGACAGCAGCCAAAAGGCAUCCUUCACCCAGCACCACUGGAAAAUCUUCGUGACGGACAUCUUCAAACACGACCACCAUCGCACCGAGGACAACUGCAACUUCCUUCAGCUGGUUUUCGAUCCCCAAGGCGGUGGAGCUGGCCAAGGAAUCGGAGAUCUGGAUGCGCGUCUUGGAAGGAUCGGGGUGGCCAAGAAUGCGCUACGAUCCCCGCAACGCAGUGUCUUUAGGGAUGCACAGUUGGCCCUACUCCCUUCGGAUCUAACCAUUCCACAUAGGACCCUCUACCUGGUGCUGUUCGACAACCAGCAUCCGGAUUCUUACCUCGCCUGCACCAAGAUUCGGCAUGUUCAGCCUCUGACCUACAAAACUUUCAUCAACUCUGGUGGUGUCAAGGGAGAGGUGACCUUCACGCAGCGCUCUAAGUUCGACCCUACUUUUCUUAAUUUCACCUUGGGCGCACCUCUUACUCAGCAUGUCAGUCGCAAGUUUGCUGAAGAUGUGGCCGCCUUCAGAAUUCACAGUCUGCCGCCAGUUCCGCAAAAAAUGGGUCACGAGGACUACUGCUGGACAACUGGAGACAUGCACAAUCCCCGGGAGAUAAAUGAAAAUAUUCCCCCUCCUGGUUAUGGAACCCAGGAGCAGUAUCCCCUGGGCGAUCUCUCCGGAAAGCUGCAGGGUCGGAACAAAGGCUACUGGCACCAGUAUGUCCUGCCGGGAACGAGUUCUGAGCUGAACGGCCUCUAUUGGGAUGUCUUCCUUCCCCUUCAAGGUCGCCAUAGCAUAGCCCAGAGGAGUCUGGUUAUAUACACCUUUAACAGAACUGAUGUGUCUAAUAUCACAAAGAGCAUAUGGGGCUGUUCCACUCUGGGGCAAUAUCAGCGGAAUGGGAUUUACCAGCAGAACAUGGUUACAGCUCAGGUUCUCUUUCGAUAUCCAGUGGUGGGUCGGGUAAUCUUCCGGCAGCCUGCAGAACAGCCUUGGCAGGACACCACCGUACUUUUCGAGUACCUCAUCCAGGCAGAUGGUUCCACCCAGAACACCACCAGCGAUCACCGCUGGGCAAUCCACAAUAACGCCCCCGGAAAGGACUUCUACGACUGGCAGCAGCGCUGCAUCUCCGCAGGACCCGUCUUUAAUCCAUUCAAAGUGGACUGGGGCAACCGUAGUGUGGAUGACUUUUGCCACGCGAAUCUUCCCUCGAUGUGCAGAGUUGGAGCCAUGGAUGCGAGGUCGGGAACACUUACCAUCGCCGGAGGCAGAAGGGUUGCCCAGAAAAUAAGCAGGAGGAUGUACGUGGACGGUAAUCUUCCGCUUUCUGGCCGACAUGGAAUUCUUGGGACGUCCCUGGUCAUCUACGAGGAUAGUGGUCCCAAGGCCAGAGGCGAACGAUUGGCCUGUUCCGCGGUAAUUGGACAUUUCCGGAGGAAAGUUGUGGCCAAGGAGUGGUAUGCCAAUGGAGAUCCUUUGACUGUCAGUGGCCAAGUGGAGGUCACUCAGCAGUCGGAGUACGAUAUCAGCAAUGUGGAAGUGCAGCUAAAAGGACUGAAAGAUAACACUGGCUACCACAUUCACAGGACACCCGUUGAAGCCAAUCUGGCUUUUCCCUGCGAGGCUUCCACUCUGUAUGGCCACUGGAAUCCUUUCGACAUCAGUCCGAAGUCAUCACCCCCAACUAAAAGGGGGACCACCGAUCAGUACGAAAUGGGAGACCUUAGUGGAAAGUUUGGAAGUCUCGAAGGAGUUACCCAAUUCGAGGAUUCCUACAAUGACACUAAUCUUCCUCUCUUUGGCUACAACAGCAUCAUUGGACGAUCUGUGGUUAUUCAGAAGAAACAGAAGAAUGCACGAUGGGCCUGCAGUACCCUAGAGCGUGGCUACAGUCCCAGCGAGGCCAGGGAACUCAGAGCGAUUGCCUCGUUUCAUCAUCCCACGGGUUACGCCUAUGGAUACAUUAAGAUGACCCAGCUCAUUCACAAUGAUGGAAGUCAAUCGGAGACUGUGAUUGAGGUGAAGUUAAGGCAUCCCGGAAAGAAUGAUCGCAACUCCACGAGGAAUCACAAUUGGCAGAUAUUUGUGAAUCCCGUUGGCGUGGAUGCAGCUGUUAAGCCAACAAUCACGCGUUGUGUGGCUGGAGGAUACGUUUGGAAUCCGUACUACACACAACUGGCAGAUCCACUAAAUUUGGAUCUCUAUGAGCAGGAGUGCAGUCCGGAUAAUCCCCUGCGUUGUUAUGUGGGCGAUGUGGGAGCUCGAUUGGGCACAAUAGAUCUGGGUGGUGAGCGUGUAGUGCUUACCGACUCCAACUUUCCUUUAGAGGCUCCUGUGGGAGCCAUUGGACGUUCCAUAGUGAUCUUUGGACCUGAUCACUCCCAUGAGAGAUUUGCCUGUGCAAAUAUAGAGCCCGACCACAAUGUCAUUAAAUACAUAAACCUACAAAAACCGCCUCGCUUCGUGGUGGCCCAGUUCCUGGAUGAACUGCGGUCAGUAAUGGGAAUCCCUGAGUGGAUGUUGGAUGUGGAUGCCCGAAAGACCAAGGAGCUGCAUGGUGGUGCCUGCAUUCAGAUGAUAAUCCACUUCAAGGGACCUCUUGCCCAUCGAUUGGAGCUGGAUAUGUCUCGAUUGAUAGCUGCUGGCAGAUUGGACUCCCCUAGUCUCUUCAUUCCAGGUUAUGUGAACCAGAAGCGAAAGGCGACUAUAUCAUAUCGCACUUGUGGCGUAAGGGAUACCAAUGAGAAGCGCACCAAGAACUUUAAGGGCGGCUUCUAUUCCUCAAGCUCGGCAACCGAACCAAAGCCCUUUAUAUUAACUUUCGUAGUCAUCGGGUUCGCCCUUAGGUUCCUUUAAGUUGAGAAACGAAUAUUGUUUUGUUGAAUACUCAAAAGGUUUAAUGUAUCAUUGUAGUCACUAGCCUAGUAAUUAGAUGUCUGUAAAUUUGAGAUCUUAUGUUCGAAACAAGUAGUUUAAUAAAUCCUGUAAAUAUUUCAUCAA
Drosophila ficusphila is the source of this 3731-nucleotide messenger RNA. RefSeq lists its product as uncharacterized. Gene Ontology annotation, biological process: superoxide metabolic process. Gene Ontology annotation, molecular function: metal ion binding. The coding region runs from base 126 to 3587 and encodes 1153 amino acids. The transcript is spliced from 10 exons. The record is from RefSeq and is a predicted model, not a curated record. Lineage: Eukaryota; Metazoa; Arthropoda; Insecta; Diptera; Drosophilidae.